This is a messenger RNA of Mya arenaria, 402 nucleotides long. RefSeq names its product temptin-like. The coding region runs from base 1 to 402 and encodes 133 amino acids. Lineage: Eukaryota; Metazoa; Mollusca; Bivalvia; Myida; Myidae. The transcript is spliced from 3 exons. The record is from RefSeq and is a predicted model, not a curated record.
AUGCAUAUGUUAGCAGUUCUCUCAUUGUUGGUUGCGGCAGUCUCUGCCUAUCCAACUUACAGGGAUAAAAUACCAAAUGGAUACAGCGUUCCUGACCCGUGUGGGGGAGGUAUCUGGGAGGCCGUUGGGCACUACGACCCCACCCAUCAUACAAUCCUGAAGAAUAUGUUUGGACAGCACUUUGCUGCCGAAGGCCACAUGUGGACCCCCAAGCUUUGUGGUAUGGACAGUGACGGCGAUGGCAUUUUGAAUGGUGUGGAACUGGGAGACCCAAACUGUAUUUGGACAGUGGGUGCAAUUCCAGCUGGACCAGCCACUGGACAUCCUGGAAUCUGUAACCCAGUAUCUGCGUGCGGAGGAUUUACAUGCGGAUGUCAUGGUAACCAGUGUGUCGGAAAAUAG